AGAUACACACUCACAAUUCCAUGCCGAUGAUGUUGUCAGAGAAUUUCUAGUAGAUGGGCGCUGAUGUUAUGUUCUGUAGAGUUAAAUCAUCUGUGGUAGGAAGCAAUCACAGUACUUUACACAAGCUAUAUUGGUUAUUAUGAUCAGUGCCAUCUAAUUUAGUUCAUCGUUUUGAAAGUUACUGUUUUCCACGCUUUGUCUAAUAAAUAUAGCAUAUCAUUUACAUUGGAUUACUUAUGUUAAUAUGAAAAAUACAAGGCUGGUAUAGUUGUCUUCGAGAUAAUUUUGAGAUGCGAUAACUAACAGUCCUAGUUGUAGACAUUGUAGCAAUGAAAUGGAGUCCGUUGAGACCUUUGUAGAUGCUGCUGGAAUUGAGUCUCCGGUCAGAACAGAUGAUUACGGCGUGAGGAUUCUUUCCCAGGAUGAGAUGGAUAGAUUGAAAGACGACCGAGUAGUGUCCGAAUAUAAGCAGCAGAAGCUUGAGAAGGAGGCUCAGAAAAAUUGGGAUUUGUUUUACAAGCGAAAUACUACAAACUUCUUUAAGGACAGACAUUGGACGACCAGAGAAUUUGAGGAGCUGAAAGCAUGCAGACAGUUUGAGACCCAGAAGUUGGUACUGCUGGAGGCCGGCUGUGGAGUGGGUAAUUGUAUUUUCCCACUUCUAAAGGAGGACCUAAACAUCUUUGUGUAUGCCUGUGACUUCUCUCCAAGAGCCGUGGAGUUUGUAAAGCAAAAUUCGCUGUACUCUCCGGAGAGAUGUUUGGCGUUCCAGUGUGAUCUGACCAAAGAUGACCUGCGGGAUAACAUCUCGGCAGAAAGUGUGGAUGCAGCCACACUCAUAUUUGUGCUCUCUGCCAUCCACCCAGACAAAAUGCAGCACGCUCUUGAGAAUUUGUUUAGGGUUCUAAAACCAGGUGGAGUGGUGUUGUUUAGAGAUUAUGGCCUCUAUGACCACGCCAUGCUCAGAUUUAAAUCAGGGAAUAAGCUUGGGGAGAACUUCUACGUGAGGCAGGAUGGCACACGGUCCUAUUUCUUCUCUAAAGAAUUGCUGACCAAGCUAUUCCACGACGCUGGAUUUGAGAGUAUGGUGAAUGACUAUGUUCUGCGGGAGACUGUGAACAAGAAAGAGGGUUUGUGUGUGCCUCGUGUCUUCCUUCAGAGCAAAUUCAGGCGGCCGCCUACACUGAACAACCAAGUAUAAAAAUGUGCCAAAGUGAACCAAGGAUGUGAUGCUGGAUAUUAUUGGUAAAAUUGUAUUUUUAAUACAUUUAAUAUGUUUUCUUUAUCAGAAAUACAACCAUGAGCAUUUGGACAUGCCAUUUUAGCAGGGAUUUUAGCCUUAAUGUUUUUCACAGUAUUAAACUUUUUUUUCCUGGUA
Clupea harengus (Atlantic herring) is the source of this 1378-nucleotide messenger RNA. It is a transcript of the gene mettl6, whose product is annotated as methyltransferase 6, methylcytidine. The record is from RefSeq and is a predicted model, not a curated record. Lineage: Eukaryota; Metazoa; Chordata; Actinopteri; Clupeiformes; Clupeidae.